AUUUUUAUUAUUCAUUGUUUAAAAUUUGCCGCCCCCUAAAAAGUGCCGCCCGGUGCGGGCCGCCCCUGCCGCCCCCACUACGCUACGCCACUGCCUCUGGUGACAUGGUUGUCCAAUGUCCAUAGUCAGCGCUAAUUCUUCCUUCUGAUUUAUUUCGUUACGGAAUCCAAGACAGUCAUCAUUUCCCUGCGACGCGCCGGACUUCAAUGUUCCGGUGUUUUCAUGGUUGUAUCUACUGUAGAUUCUGGCUUACAGGAGUUGCAGCGGUAUGGGAGGCUGUGGCGGGCUUGUCCCAUUAAAAAAAAGUCGGCGCUAAUUCUGGUGUACGGUCUUUCCAUCCCAUAAAAAAAAAAUACUAUGGAAUGUCAUCUUGAAGUCAGAAACAGUCAUUUGUUUUUAUUUGGUAUUACUCAGUAGUUUUAUAGGUUUCUAAUAUUACAUUUUAAUAUAAUUUCUAUACUCUUUUAUGACGGAAUAUUUUUAUGUGAAAAUAGUUGUUUUAUAGGAAAUAAAGUUGUUUUGGUAGCAAUGUGUUUACCAGUAUUUGCUGUACACCAAUGAAGAGUGAACGGUGUGAGCAUUGAAAUUCCUUACAAAAAUUAUGGUGGGUGACCCCACCAGUCCAACAACCUUCAACCGAGUCCAGACGAAGUUAUUUCUUAUUUUGGCACUGGCUGGAUAUGUUUUUGCCAAGAAUGAACAUUAUAUUGGAUGGAAAUCCUACUUCGUGGGACCUCCAAUUAAAGAACAUGUUAAAACCUUAGUUAUACUUGGAGAAAAAAUGGAUUUGGACUACUUAAGUCCACCACAUCCUGAAAGGGAGGCUAUAGUCUUGGUACCGCCAAGAAAGCAACUGGAAUUCAUUAAAACAUUGAAAAAUUUUACCAUAAAAUACAGGAGCCAUGCUGAAAACGUCAAAGCAACCCUUGACCGUGAUGAUGAAAGAAUUAGAAAUUGGACAAAUAUAAUAAGUAGAAAUGGUGGUGCGGUGACGCCAUACAACAGCUACCUCUGUUUGGAUGCGAUCUACGGCUACAUGCACCACAUCUCAAUGAGACACAAAAAAACGGUAACCAUGGUGACAGCGGGCCAUUCUUUCGAAGGUCGUCCGCUCAAGUACUUGAAGAUAUCCACCACGAAUUUCCAUAAAAAGUCCAAAAAUAUUAUCUUCGUCGACGCUGCUAUUCAUGCAAGAGAGUGGAUAGCGCCACCAGUCGUCACUUGGAUCAUCCAUAAGUUGACUGACGAUGUCACUGAACCUAAUAUGCUCAAUGACUUUGAUUGGAUCCUCAUGCCCGUUGUCAACCCUGAUGGCUACGAGUUUAGUUUUUCCGAAAAACGUCUCUGGCGCAAAACCCGGUCAACUAACACCGACCCUCAAAGCUUCAGAUGUCCUGGCGUCGACGGGAAUCGAAACUUCGACUUCGCUUGGGGUGCAACUGGCUCCAGUAGUAACCCUUGCUCCGACACUUACCGUGGAAAUAGAGCCUUCUCAGAAGUUGAAACCAGAACCGUCCGUGACAUAUUAAACACUUAUUCUUACCGCAUAUAUAUGUACAUUUCAAUGCAUAGUUUUGGUAGCAUGAUUUUAUACCCUUGGGGCCACAAUUCUUCUGACUCUAAAUACAGCUUCAAUCUUCAUUUAGCCAGCAGUGCUAUGGUCAAAGCCAUCCGAAACGCGUCCCUACCACAUUUUCCUGACUAUGUCAAUGGUAAUUCUGGAAAAACUAUGUUCUAUACGGCUGGAGGCGCUGCGGAUGAUUAUGCUCAUAAUUUGGGGAUCCCGUAUUCAUACACCUUCGAGUUGCCAGGACUAUCAGGUGGUAUGCACGGCUUUGAACUGCAUCCCAUGCAUAUUAAACAAGUGUGCAAAGAAACUUGGAUCGGAUUAGUAGCAGGCAUCACAAAAGCUACAAAAUUAACAGAGAAGGAUCGUAGUUAGUUGGCUUUUGAAUUAGUAUUUGUAAAUAAAGUAGUUUUUAUGAAUGUUUAUAAAUCUAUUUUAGUUGUAGUGCCUAUGAUAUGUUGUUAUCUAAUUUGUGUUUUUUAUUUGUGUUUUUAUUUAUUCUAUCCUUUUAUCUCUAAUUAUAUUGUUAGAUAAAUUCUA
Messenger RNA from Spodoptera frugiperda (fall armyworm), 2107 nucleotides. Its product is annotated as carboxypeptidase B-like. Gene Ontology annotation, biological process: proteolysis. NCBI's taxonomy places the organism in Eukaryota, Metazoa, Arthropoda, Insecta, Lepidoptera, Noctuidae. The coding region runs from base 602 to 1942 and encodes 446 amino acids. Gene Ontology annotation, molecular function: metallocarboxypeptidase activity; zinc ion binding. The transcript has 6 exons. The record is from RefSeq and is a predicted model, not a curated record.